Teleopsis dalmanni is the source of this 703-nucleotide messenger RNA. RefSeq lists its product as uncharacterized. The record is from RefSeq and is a predicted model, not a curated record. Lineage: Eukaryota; Metazoa; Arthropoda; Insecta; Diptera; Diopsidae. The transcript has a single exon. The annotation marks the transcript as partial.
AUGCCGGACAACGUACACCUAGUAGGCUUUGCCGAUGAUGUAGCCGCAGUCAUCACAGCACGAAAUGUAACCGAAGCACAGCUCAGACUAAAUCAGGUCAUGCUACGCACGAUGGAAUGGAUGGAUGACCGCGGUCUAAAGCUAGCAACUGAGAAGACAGAACUCAUUAUAUUAACGAAGCAGCAAAUACCCUUGGAAAUUGAAAUGCGGGUAUGGAACUCCACCAUUAAAACGUCCAAGGAAAUGAAAUAUCUGGGCAUCCAGCUGGACUCCAGGAUGUCGUUUUGGGCCCAGAUAAAACAUGCAGGUGAAAAGGCUUCAAAGGCCUCAGCGUCCUUAAGCAAGCUAAUGGCAAACGUUGGCGGCCCAACAGAAGACAAGCGAAAACUGCUAAUGACAGUUGUGAACGCGAUUCUACUCUACGGUUCUGAAGUAUGGUCUAAUGCAUUACACAUUAACCAGAAGCGAAAUGCGCUCGAAAAAAUCCAGAGAACAACGGCACUCAGGGUAGCAUCUGCAUACCGUACGGUUUCAGGUGCGGCGGUCCUUGUUAUAAGCAGCUCAAUACCCAUCGACCUCAUGGCCAUGGAACGGAGGCAAGCAUGGUUAAGCCGCCAAAGCAACGAAAACAGCAGCGUAGCCACAAAUUAUCGGGAACACACAAUGAUAGAGUGGCAAAGUCGGUGGACUAACGAAACUAGUG